Eutrema salsugineum is the source of this 1194-nucleotide messenger RNA. RefSeq names its product rhomboid-like protein 11, chloroplastic. The transcript is spliced from 7 exons. The record is from RefSeq and is a predicted model, not a curated record. Gene Ontology annotation, molecular function: serine-type endopeptidase activity. NCBI's taxonomy places the organism in Eukaryota, Viridiplantae, Streptophyta, Magnoliopsida, Brassicales, Brassicaceae. Gene Ontology annotation, cellular component: membrane. The coding region runs from base 16 to 978 and encodes 320 amino acids.
GCCUUGUUAAUUAAAAUGAAGAAGUUGAAAAAGGUCAACGACUGUAAAUUAGCUGAGCAGCAAACUCCAUCAACGCCAUUUUUCCAAAUGUCCCAACUUCACCUUCACCGUCUCUCUCUCCCACAAUUUUCUAUUCGUUUCGGAUUCCCGCCUUUAACUUCCUCACAUCGCCGCCGUGCAGCUUCGUCGCCGAAACCACCUACCAACAACUUUCCCCUCUCCUCAGCUUUAGAGCUCAAUUCAACAAAAGCCACCCUUUUUCGUCCUCCCACCGUCGUAAAAUCUCGUAUUGCUUGCAGGUUCAGCCAAUCAGAAGACAUUACGCCACAGUUUGAGCUGGGUAAACCACAAGACAAACGGAAACCACAAAAGCGAGCCAAUGGCAUCUUUUGGAUCAUACUUAUCAAUAUUGGCAUUUUUGUGGCAGAUCACUUCUUUCAGGUUCGAAGCAUCAAGUCUCUGUAUUUGUAUCACAAUUUUCCGGUGUGGUACCAGUUUGUGACUGCAACAUUCUGUCAUGCUAACUGGAACCAUCUCUCGAGCAAUCUUUUUUUCCUGUACAUCUUUGGAAAGCUCGUUGAAGAAGAAGAAGGAAAUUUUGGUUUGUGGCUGUCCUACUUGUUCACUGGUGUUGGAGCUAACCUGGUGUCUUGGUUAGUUUUACCGAGAAAUGUAGUUUCUGUUGGAGCCUCAGGGGCUGUUUUUGGGUUAUUUGCUAUCAGUGUCCUUGUCAAGAUGUCUUGGGAUUGGAGGAAAAUCCUUGAAGUUCUAAUAUUGGGUCAGUUCGUUGUUGAGAGGGUUUUGGAAGCAGCUCAGGCUUCAGCUGGAUUAUCAGGAACUAUAUAUGGUGGCCAUUCUUUGCAGACUGUUAAUCACAUUGCCCAUCUCUCGGGUGCUCUUGUUGGUGCUGUCUUAGUUUGGCUUCUCAGCAGAUUUCCCUCGGAACCUGUGGAUCAAGAAGAUAAAAAAUCCCCCUAAAAGUGAGGACACAAUCGGUAUAAUCGGCUCUUGUAAGGUACAUAAUAGUUUUCCAGUGAACGCACUGAUGUAACGAUUGAUAAGAGUGACAAAUCCUUGUAAAACUGAAGAACAGGCUCUAAACCGAGUUUCUUCGAGUACUACUAAUUCUUUUGAAACAGAAGUCUACCGCUAGUUUUUUUUAUGUUACGCUCUGAAACAGAAUCUGUACAAUAG